AUGACUGUGAACCCACAGCACGUGGCGUCCCCGGAGGAGAGCUUGGUGCUGGAACGCUCGCUGGCUGGGCCUGAGCCCUUCUCACGACCCAGGGGCCCUGGGAACAGCAGCGAGGAGGAGUUGGACCCCCGGGACCCACUGCUGGCCAGGGCUGAGCUGGCCCUGCUCUCCACGGUCUUUGUGGCUGUGGCCCUAAGCAACGGCCUGGUGUUGGGCGCCCUGGUGCGGCGGGGGCGUCGUGGCCGGUGGGCACCCAUGCACGUCUUCAUUGGUCACUUGUGUCUGGCUGACCUGGUGGUGGCCUUGUUCCAAGUGCUACCUCAGCUGGCCUGGGAUGCCACUGACCGCUUCUGGGGGCCAGACGCUCUGUGCCGGGCUGUCAAGUACCUGCAGAUGGUGGGCAUGUAUGCCUCCUCCUACAUGAUCCUGGCCAUGACCCUGGACCGUCACCGAGCCAUCUGCCGGCCCAUGCUGGCCUACCGCCAUGGCGGCGGGGCGCGCUGGAACCGGCCGGUGCUGGCGGCCUGGGCCUGCUCGCUGCUGCUCAGCCUGCCCCAGCUCUUCAUCUUUGCUCAGCGCGAAGUGGGCAAUGGCACUGGCGUCCUCGACUGCUGGGCCCGCUUUGUGGAGCCCUGGGGCCUCCGCGCCUACGUCACCUGGAUCGCUCUGAUGGUGUUCGUAGCCCCUGCCCUGGGCAUCGCGGCCUGCCAGGUGCUCAUCUUCCGCGAGAUUCACUCGAGCCUCGUGCCCGGGCCCUCGGAGAGGGCUGGGGGGCGGCGUGGGGGGCGGCGGCCGGGCGGCCCUGGCGAGGGGGCCCGGGUAUCCGCAGCCAUGACCAAGACCGUGAGGAUGACGCUGGUGAUUGUGAUCGUGUACGUGCUGUGCUGGGCGCCCUUCUUCCUUGUGCAGCUGUGGGCGGCGUGGGACUCAGAGGCGCCUCGGGAAGGGCCCCCCUUCGUGCUGCUCAUGUUGCUGGCCAGCCUCAACAGCUGCACCAACCCGUGGAUCUACGCCUCCUUCAGCAGCAGCGUCUCCUCGGAGCUACGCAGCCUCCUCUGCUGUGGUCGGAGGCGAGCCCCGCCUGGCCUGGGACCCCAGGAAGAGUCCUGCGCCACGGCCAGCUCCUUCUUGGCCAAAGAGCCAUCCUUCUGA
Messenger RNA from Elephantulus edwardii (Cape elephant shrew), 1152 nucleotides. It is a transcript of the gene AVPR2, whose product is annotated as arginine vasopressin receptor 2. Bases 1 to 1152 code for a protein of 383 amino acids. Gene Ontology annotation, molecular function: peptide binding; vasopressin receptor activity. The record is from RefSeq and is a predicted model, not a curated record. Gene Ontology annotation, cellular component: membrane. Gene Ontology annotation, biological process: positive regulation of vasoconstriction; G protein-coupled receptor signaling pathway; regulation of systemic arterial blood pressure by vasopressin. The transcript is spliced from 3 exons. Lineage: Eukaryota; Metazoa; Chordata; Mammalia; Macroscelidea; Macroscelididae.